CGGGAUGGAGGGGGCGCGCGCGGGGCGGACAGCGGGGCUGGCGCGCGCCGUGCUGGAGAGGGCGCGGCGGCGGCGGGCGGCGGGACAGGCCCCGGCCUCGGGCGCGGUCAGUGCGGCGGGACAGGCCCCCUCGGGCCCGGAAGAAGACUCGGAACGUCUUAGUGCAGCGUUCACGUCAAUUGUGAACUUGAUGAAUCAAGCCACGAGGGAAUGCGAGAAGUACUAUAGCUUCACAGCAGCCUGUAGAUGCAAAGAGCAUGAAAUCAAACACAUCUGCAGAUACCAUGGCAGGCAAGAAAUAAAGGUGGAGUCCUCCGAAGAAGAGAGGACUGAAGCCUCUGUAGCACCCAGUCAAGCUCAAACUUGCCAGCAACAUACCAGAAAAGCUUCCAAAGACAUCUAUAUUGAAGUUUCUCCUGGUACCUAUUCUGUCACAGCAACCUCAGAGGACAUGGUGCAACAAACCCACGUGGUGGAUGUCAGUGCAGGACAAAGCGUUGAUUUAACUUUUGUUCUAUGAUGUUUGUUGUUUCUUGGCAAUCACAGGAAUAAAAUAUGAGGCUGUUUUAAUGCAUGUAAUGAACUAUGUAUAUCUUUUCCUUGUUAGCACUUUAAUAGUAUCCUCCUUUUUGGGACUGCAUUUUUAUGGCCUGUAUAUUUGUUUUUUUACUUAAUGCAAUUAUAUGCAGCUCACUUUGUACACUGAUUUUAUAAAUAUUUGUACAUUGUGUGCCUUAAAUACAAUUAUGUGACUCUGUAAUUCCAGGUUCCUAUGCUUUAAAGAAUUAAAUGUACAAUCAGUGGAAUAAAAUACAUAAUUCAGUCUUUGUGAUGACAACUUCUUUUACAUUAUCCUCAGGCAGAACGUCCAUGUCACAUUCUUGACCACAGAAAUCAUGAUCCAUGUGGUAUGAAUAUGGAUGUACGUUAACUUCUGUGGGCUGGCACUGAUUUUAGAGCAGCUGUCUCACAAUGCAUAUCUCCUAUCUGUACUUUUAUUAUUCUGAUGAAGAAAUAAAAUGCAAAUGUAAUUCGCUAUCUAUGACCCCAACUCAGGAAGGUGCUUGAAUGUGUCAGAUGUUCAGUAUAGGCACAUAAACUAUUGACACUUCAAGUCCUGUCUCUUCGCAGGCUCUUACCUAGGCUAAACAACAGUUAGCUGCCUCUUUCAGUAGGCACUAGGGUACCCUGGAUUGUCUCCUAUUUCCCAAGGCGAAAAGUACUGCUGAGCAACUGCACGCUGCAGCUUAUGGCGAAGUUCAUGCGCUUUAAACAUGAGCAGUCACAGUAAUGAGACUCCCUGGAUGCUUAACUCUCCUGAAGGAUCGCAUUCCAUGGUUAGAAUUAGUGACAUGACCUAUAUAUGUAUAUAUCUGUAAUCUUUUUGUAGCUGAUGGCAUUAAGGUUUCAUUCAGUUUUCAUGGGAAUAUAAAAUUCAGUGACUUGAACACUGGAUCUCUAAGCAUUUUGUUGUUUGUAUGUACAGGAGCAGGUCCUUUACCCUCUGGCUGCU
This is a messenger RNA of Chroicocephalus ridibundus (black-headed gull), 1513 nucleotides long. RefSeq names its product A-kinase interacting protein 1 (gene AKIP1). Bases 5 to 520 code for a protein of 171 amino acids. The transcript has 5 exons. Gene Ontology annotation, biological process: regulation of non-canonical NF-kappaB signal transduction. Gene Ontology annotation, cellular component: nucleoplasm. NCBI's taxonomy places the organism in Eukaryota, Metazoa, Chordata, Aves, Charadriiformes, Laridae. The record is from RefSeq and is a predicted model, not a curated record.